UUUUUUUUUGUUUUAGGGUUUGGGUAAAGCUUAAUCCUCUGUUCCUUCUAUUGAAUAUUUUCACUGACGCUGAAAUUCAUUACAAGAUGCCGAAGAAGAUGGGUGUAAACAGCAAAGCCGAGGCAGCGCGUGAGCGCAAGAGCGCCGUCGAAUCUGAACGCAAAGAUCGGGAAGCCCGGGAGAAAGAAGAGCAAUACUGGCGAGAAGCCGAGGGUUCUAAAUCUAGGGCGGCCAAGAAACGCGAGGAAGAAGCCGAGAAACGGGUUGAAGCCGCCGCUCGCCGGGCUGAGGCUCGCCGUCAGGCCGAGAUGGAGGAGAAGGAGAUCGAAAAAGCUUUGAAGAAACCAGAUAAGAAGGCGAAUCGUGUGGCGAUUCCGGUGCCGAAGGUGACGGAAGCGGAGCUACAGAAGCGGAGAGAGGAGCAGCAGGCGGAGAUGGCGAAGAAAGCGGAGGAGACGAAGAAGAAGCAGAAUAGGACUGCGGCGGAGGAAGAGUAUGAGAGGAUGGUGUUGGUGACAAACACGAAUAGGGAUGAUUCGUUGGUUGAAGCAAGGAGCGUGGAAGAGGCAAUUGCGCAGAUGUCUGUGGCGGACAACCUACCAACGGAUCGCCACCCAGAGAAACGGCUUAAGGCUUCCUUCAAGGCAUUUGAAGAAGCUGAGUUUCCCAGGCUUAAAGAAGAGAAGCCGGGUCUUACUCACACUCAAUACAAGGAUAUGAUAUGGAAACUUUGGAAGAAAUCUCCUGAUAAUCCACUAAACCAGGUUGCCGAGUGAUCACUUCAAAAAUUUUCUCAGGCUAGAAUAGCAGGCGUGUUCUUUGUUUAUAAACUUAUGGGGUUUCUGGCCUUCUAUAUAUUCAAUGUUUGCUUUGUGCAUAAAACUGAAUGAAACGCUAGUGAUCAAAUAAUGCUUGCUACUUGUUAUUACUGUUCAGGAUCUUACAUCUGCUGUUUAGUUAGUUUAACUAUGAUUGGUGCCCAA
This is a messenger RNA of Hibiscus syriacus, 983 nucleotides long. Its product is annotated as coiled-coil domain-containing protein 124-like. Gene Ontology annotation, cellular component: nucleus. Gene Ontology annotation, biological process: transcription by RNA polymerase II. Gene Ontology annotation, molecular function: transcription coactivator activity. The transcript is spliced from 4 exons. The record is from RefSeq and is a predicted model, not a curated record. The coding region runs from base 87 to 776 and encodes 229 amino acids. Lineage: Eukaryota; Viridiplantae; Streptophyta; Magnoliopsida; Malvales; Malvaceae.